This is a messenger RNA of Cherax quadricarinatus, 909 nucleotides long. The record is from RefSeq and is a predicted model, not a curated record. NCBI's taxonomy places the organism in Eukaryota, Metazoa, Arthropoda, Malacostraca, Decapoda, Parastacidae.
AUGGCACCCCGAGUGUCUCAGGUGGCGGACGUACAACCUGCUGCCACUAAGGUAGUGCCAUUACACCCGGGUGCACUACACCUGCCGUGCCGCUGUUCACGCCACUACCCCCACAGCCAUCCUUGCUUUCUCUUAAAGAAAAAUGAAUGUCAGCGCCAAAGUUGGAGAGAUUUACCUGUUGUUGAUGUCCGGCAGGUGAUCGUGUAUCCAACGAAGAAGUCCCUGCAGAAGGUUGGUGCUAUAGGAAGCCUGCUGGUGGUGUGGCUGCUCUCCUUCCUGCUAGCACUGCCCAACUUCAUCUGGCGAACGCUGGAGAAUCACCACGUCAACCUGCCGGGGAUCGAAGUAGUGACUUAUUGUUUCGAGGACUGGCCCUUGGCACACGGCCGCGCCUACUACAGCAUCCUCGUCAUCGUGGUGCAGUACUGCCUCCCCAUCCUGACGGUGAGCGUAGCCUAUGCCAGGAUCUGCAACAAGCUUAAAUACAGAAUGACCAACGCUUGUAGUAGUUCAGCUCGCUCCAAGAAAGAAGACCUCAGGAUGCGGAAGACCAACACUCUUCUGGUUUCUAUUGCUCUCAUCUUCUGCCUAUCAUGGCUGCCACUUAACCUCUACAACGUCGUCGUCGACCUUCACAACCCCUUCGGGGAGGACACGGAGAGCAUGUUAAUUGUGUACUCCGUGUGCCACAUGGCCGGCAUGUCCUCUGCUUGUUCAAAUCCUUCUUUACGCGGAAGAAUCCUCAGAAAGGAUUUCUUGGAGAUCUUCGGCGCUUUGUGCCCUGGUGCCCUUCUCUGCCGCCGCCACCUCAUUGAACAGCCUCAGAGACACCCGUCGCGGGGGUCUCUGAGUCCCUACUUGUGUUCGAGGCAGUGGUCCUUGCCACCAAACACGAUAAAACACCUGUAA